AUGCACUCCAUUCGAAUUCAUAAAGUGAUCGAUCGAAUGAUUUCUUUCUUUCGUCGUAUCGGUAUAUGGCAUGGAGAAGACUGGCCUACAGUUGCUCAACUAAGAUUAAAGUCGUUCUAUUGCAUCUAUUACCUGUUUUUUCUGUUUUCUUUUUUCAUUGGAGCGAUUUCAAAAGAAACCGUUGAUGAAAGUGUAUUCUUAGCGGAAGUAUCCAUAAUUGUUAUGGUUUUCACGAUUAAAAUUUGGAUGUUAAUUUGGAAACAGAAGCAAAUUAUGACGUUGCUAAGUCGAAUUUGUGUCUUCUCAAUUCGAAAUGACGAAGAGUUCAAAUUUUUCACUGACAAAGUAGAAAAUUUCAUCAAAUUUGUGAAUGUAUUCGCAUGUGCUUCUGCUGGUGCUGCAGUAGGGUGUUCAGUUUUCCCCUUUGUUGGGGACAAGAGAUCCCUUCUUUUAGAUCUUGCUUUUCCAAUGGAUUGGAAAAGUAGUGAAAUCGGGUUUUGGUUGGCGUACAUUUUCUUUGUAACCGAAAUGGUUCUAUCGCUUCUGGCGUUACCGUUUUCCGUUAUAAUUUGGUAUCUAUUGCUGCAUUGUUCUUUAAGAUAUAAAAUCCUAGGAAUGGAAAUAAGAAAAAUGGGACAAAGGAUAAGUGGCAAUAAAGUAAAAAUUUCGGAGAAGGAGCGACAGACCAUAUUUUAUCAGGACUUAUUGGUGGCGAUUGCAGAUCACCUUCAUUUAAGAGAAAUAAUCGGCGAAGUGGAGGAAUUCCUAUCAAAAUUAUUUCUAUUGCAAUUCGCAACCAGUGGCCUCUGCAUUUGCGGUUCAAUUUAUUGCUUGGCAUUCGAUCUUGCUGUCAACUUUGUGGAACGCGCGGUCCAUGUUUACACGUUUUUCUUCAAUAUUGCUGAGUUGUUUAUGAUAACGUAUUCCGGGAAUGAGAUUAUGCUGUCGAGUGGUCGUCUUACAUACAGUUUGUUUGAAUCGGAAUGGGGCGGGCAACCACAUUCGACCAAGAAAUGCAUGAUCAUUUUUGGUGAAUAUUUGAAGCGAUCGCAUGAGAUGCUAAUCGGUAAAUUGUAUCCGUUAACUUUGGAAACUUUUACCAGGAUUUUGAAUUCAUCUUACAGCUUGUUCAACAUUUUAAAAAACACGAAGCAAUAA
Bradysia coprophila is the source of this 1158-nucleotide messenger RNA. Its product is annotated as putative odorant receptor 71a. The record is from RefSeq and is a predicted model, not a curated record. Gene Ontology annotation, cellular component: plasma membrane. Gene Ontology annotation, biological process: detection of chemical stimulus involved in sensory perception of smell; sensory perception of smell. Lineage: Eukaryota; Metazoa; Arthropoda; Insecta; Diptera; Sciaridae. Gene Ontology annotation, molecular function: olfactory receptor activity; odorant binding.